AUGAGUCAAAAACGAAGCAAACCCGCUGGUACUUUACUUAACUUUAUCAGUAUUAAACCGAAAAUUCCAAAAAUUAAUGAUUUGCCCAAUCCUCAAGAAAUAUUUGCUUCGCCGUCACAAACAUCUAAUACUACUGGUAAUUAUGAAAAUUUUUCUUCUUAUGAUAUAUCAUUAUUUGCCGAUAAAAAACUCAACGACCAAGAAAAAAUUCAAGUUUUGCAAAAUGUUUGGGUCCCGAAUAAUAAUUUUAAUUUUCCAAUUCAACAAAUUGGUAACCAAAGUAGAAAAUUCAAUAUACUUUGGUUAACUAAAUACAAAUGGCUAACAUAUUCAAAAAUUGAAGAUAGUGCUUUUUGUAAAGUUUGCGUAUUAUUUUCACCUUCUAUGGCGGGUUACAGUUCCAAUCAAUCACUUCAUACAUUUGUUAAAAAGGGAUUCAAUAAUUGGAAAAAGGGCUUAGAAAAAUUUGAAAAACACGGUACUUUAAAUUAUCACAAGGAAGCUAAUUUAAAAGCAGAUAAUUUUAUGGAUGUCAUGUCAGGAAAAAUUUUAUCGAUUGAUAAACAAAUCGAUAAAGCUCAUCACCAUCAGGCUUUAGAAAAUCAAGAAAAACUGAAACCGAUAAUAAAAACGAUUAUUUUGUGUGGAAGACAAUGUCUGCCACUUAGGGCACAUCGAGAUUACGGAACGUUUAACGUAGAACAAGAACCUGAGUGCAACGAAGGUAAUUUUCGAGCGUUGCUUAGGGCACGAAUUGAUUCUGGGGACAAAAAUUUAAAACAACAUUUAAUGACUUGCGGAAAAAAUUCAACGUAUAUUAGUUGGAAUAUUCAGAACCAAAUAAUUGAUGCUUGUGAUGAAAUUAUUUUAUCUAAACUUGUAACUAAAGUUAAUAGUGCUAAAUGUUUUGCCGUACUCGCUGACGAAACGUCUGAUAUUUCCUCAAUCGAACAAUUCUCAUUGUGUGUAAGAUAUAUUGAGUGUAUCGAUGAAAACAAUUUUAAAAUAGUUGAACAAUUUUUAAAAUUUGUACCAGUAGAAUCAACUUCGGGUCAAAAUUUAGCAGAUGUACUUUUAACAACAUUAAAUGCAUGUGGUAUCAACAUAAAUUAUUUACGCGGACAAGGCUACGAUGGAGCUGCAGCAAUGAGUGGCAGAUUUAAAGGUGUCCAAGCAUGUAUAACAGAAAAAUAUCCAACUGCACUCUAUGUUCAUUGUGUUUCACACAGCUUAAAUUUGGCUUUAUCUAAUGCUGUUGAUGUAAUAUCUAUUAGGAAUAGUUUUGGCGUAAUAGAAAAAUUUUGUCCAACUAGAUGGGUUGAACGACACGAUUCAAUAAUAGUAUUCAAUCAAUUUUUAUUACAUGUAGUGGCGGCUUUAGAAGAAAUUCAAUCGUGGAACUGUAAGGACUCAUCAUCUGGUGCAUUUUUACUUUUAAAUAGUAUUCGCCAAUCUACAUUUAUAAUUUCAUUACUUUGUUCAGAGAAAUUAUUAGCUUAUACUUUACCAAUAAGUAAAGUACUUCAAACGACAGAUAUAGAUCUUUCUACUGCAGUUAACCAAGUAGGAAGUGUAGUGUCUAUUCUCCAUCGGCUUAGAAGUAACGCAGAAAAUGAAUUUAAGCUUUUAUUUCUAGAAGCACAACAAAUUGCCUCUAAUUUAGACUUUACUCUAUCCACACCUAGACUAACGAAACACCAAACUAAACGAUCUAAUGCACCAUCAGAAAAUAUUGAAGAAUACUAUAGACAAUACUAUAGAUGUUCAAUUUUUGUUCCAUGGGUUGAUUCAUUUCUUAAUAGUCUUUCUGAUCGAUUUUUAAAACACAAAAAUCUUCUCACAACCGAUGAACAAAUUUCAAGUUUUAAAAAUCUUUUUGAAUUUUAUGAAAAAGAUAUGCAACAUAUUAGUUUUUCAGUCGCAAAGGCCGAAUUCGAAUUGUGGUACGAAAAAUUCAAAAAUGGUUGCUAUACUUUACCUCUAAGCGUAAUCGAUGGUUUAAAUUUAUGUGAUUUAAAAGUAUUUGAAUCAGUAUUUAUACUUUUGAAAAUAUUUGCAACGUUACCAGUAAGUACAAGUACGGCUGAGAGAUCAUUUUCCACGCUACGGCGAAUCAAAACCUACCUCAGAAAUACUAUGGGACAGUCACGAUUAAAUGGACUGGCAAAUCUUCACAUACAUCGAGAAAUACAAAUUAAAGAAUCCGAAGUAUUAGAAGUUCUAUCUGAAAAGGGACCCAGAAAAAUUAAAUUUUAAACUAAUUUGUCAUAAUAUUUUAUUGAAAAUAUUAAAAACAGUAUACUAUAUAAUUUGUGGUAAUAAUAAUAAUAAAAAUGUU
Messenger RNA from Daktulosphaira vitifoliae (grape phylloxera), 2338 nucleotides. Its product is annotated as 52 kDa repressor of the inhibitor of the protein kinase-like. The record is from RefSeq and is a predicted model, not a curated record. Gene Ontology annotation, molecular function: protein dimerization activity. The coding region runs from base 1 to 2256 and encodes 751 amino acids. The transcript is spliced from 4 exons. Lineage: Eukaryota; Metazoa; Arthropoda; Insecta; Hemiptera; Phylloxeridae.